This is a messenger RNA of Oncorhynchus nerka (sockeye salmon), 6128 nucleotides long. RefSeq names its product exportin 4 (gene xpo4). Gene Ontology annotation, molecular function: nuclear export signal receptor activity. NCBI's taxonomy places the organism in Eukaryota, Metazoa, Chordata, Actinopteri, Salmoniformes, Salmonidae. The transcript has 22 exons. The record is from RefSeq and is a predicted model, not a curated record. Gene Ontology annotation, cellular component: cytoplasm; nuclear pore. Gene Ontology annotation, biological process: protein export from nucleus.
AUGGCGCGUCAUUGAAGAGGGACCAUGAUGGCGGCGGUCGGUUCACCAGAAGUGAUUUCACAGCUGGAAAGCGCUGCCAAAGUUUUAAUGGCACCGCCGUCCAUGGUCAAUGCAGAACAGAGGCAGCAUGCAGAGCACAUAUUCCUCUCCUUCAGGAAGUCUAAAUCACCCUUCGCUGUCUGCAAGCACAUCUUAGAGACCAGUAAGGUAGACUAUGUGCUGUUCCAGGCGGCCACAGCCGUCAUGGAGGCGGUGGUACGGGAGUGGAUCCUGCUGGAGAAGGCCAGCAUCGAGUCGCUCCGAACAUUCCUCCUCACCUACGUCUUACAGAGACCCAAUCUGCAGAAGUAUGUCCGGGAGCAGAUCCUGCUGGCUGUAGCCGUCAUAGUAAAGAGAGGUUCUCUGGACAAGUCGAUCAACUGUAAAGGCAUCUUCCACGAAGUCAGCCAACUCAUCAGCAGCGGCAACCCCACAGUGCAGACGCUGGCCUGCUCCAUCCUGACGGCCCUCAUCAGUGAGUUCUCCAGCUCCAGUAAGACCAGUAACAUCGGCCUCAACAUGGAGUUCCAUGGCAGCUGCAAACGCAUUUUUCAGGAGGAUGACCUUCAUCAGAUCUUCAUGUUGACCAUGGAGGUGCUGCAGGAGUUCAGUCGCAGAGAGAACCUCAACGCUCAGAUGUCCUCAGUGUUCCAGAGAUACCUGGCCCUGGCCAAUCAGGUCCUCAGCUGGAACUUCUUGCCGCCCAAUCUGGGGCGCCACUACAUCGCCAUGUUUGAGUCCACCCAGAACGUGAUGCUGAAGCCCACAGAGACCUGGAGAGAAGCCCUGCUCGACACCUGUGUCAUGGACCUCUUCUUCACCGUGCACAGAAAGAUCCGUGAGGACUCGGACAUGGCCCAGGACUCCCUGCAGUGCCUGGCCCAGCUGGCCUCCAUGCAUGGCCCCAUCUUCCCUGAUGAGACCGCUCAGGUCUCCUACCUGGCCCACCUGGUGGAGGGGCUUCUCAGCAUGAUCAAUGGGAUAGAGAUCGAGGACUCGGAGGCAGUAGGUAUCUCUAACAUCAUCUCCAACCUGAUCAGCACGUUCCCCCGUGUCAUCCUGACCGCCCUGCCCAGCGAGCUCUUCACCUCCUUCAUCAACUGUCUCACCCUCCUCACCUGCUCCUUCGGACGCAGCGCCGCCCUGGAGGAAGUGCUGGAUAAGGAUGACAUGGUAUACAUGGAGGCGUAUGACAAGCUGUUAGAGUCAUGGCUGACCCUGGUUCAGGAUGAUGAACAUUUCCCCCGCGGUUGCUUCGUCCAACCCGCCGUUCAGGUCUUCAACUCCUACAUCCAGUGUCACCUGGCCGCCCCCGACGGCACUCGCAAUCUGACAGCAAACGGUGUGGCAUCUCAUGAGGAGGAUGAGAUUAACGAGUUACAGGAGGACGACAGAGAGCUGUUCUCAGACCAGCUGGCCAGCAUUGGCAUGUUAGGACGCAUCGCAGCCAACCACUGUAUCCCCCUUCUGACCAGUCUGUUGGAGGAGCGGGUGACGCGGCUCCACGGCCAGCUCCAGAGGACCCAGCAGCACCUCAUGAACUCCACUAACCCCGGAUCAGUGGACCGCAAGGUCCUGGAUGACCUCUACGAAGACAUCCACUGGCUCAUACUGGUCUCAGGCUACGUCCUGACAGAUGACCCUCAGGGUGAGACUCCUCUGAUCCCAGCGGAGGUGAUGGAGUAUUCUAUCAACCACUCUACUGAGGUGGACAUCAACACCACCCUGCAGAUACUGGGCUCCCCCGGGGAGAAGGCCUCCUCUAUCCCAGGGUGCAACAGGACAGACUCUGUCAUCAGGUUGUUGUCAGCGGUGUUGAGGACAUCAGAGGUGGAGUCCAGGGCUACGAGGGCCAGUCUGACAGAACUGCUCAGCCCUCAGAUGGGGAAGGACAUUGUGUGGUUCCUCAAACGCUGGGCCAAGACUUACCUACUGGUGGACGAGAAACUCUACGAACAGAUCAGUAUCCCCCUGAGCAUGGCAUUCGGGGCGGACACGGAGGGGGCCCAGUGGAUUGUGGGAUACCUGCUAGAGAAGGUGAUCAACAACCUGUCUGUGUGGAGCUCUGAACCUGAACUGGCCAACGACACGGUGGAGCUACUGGUCUGUCUGGUGGAGAAGAGGGAGAGGGCCAACAUUGUGGUACAGUGUGAGAACUGGUGGAACUUGGCAAAGCAGUUUGCCAGCCGCAGCCCUCCCCUAGACCUGCUGUCCAGCUCAGUACAGAGGUCCCUGAUGAAGGCCCUGGUUCUGGGGGGCUUUGCACACAUGGACUCAGACACCAAACAGCAGUACUGGACAGAGGUGCUGCACCCCCUCCAGCAGCGCUUCCUCAACCUGAUCAACCAGGAGAACUUUCCUCAGAUCUGUCAGGAGGAGAGUGUGAAGCGGGAGAUCGUUGCCACCCUGGAGGCCCUGUGUGGCAUCGCCGAGGCAACGCAGAUCGACAACGUGGCGUCUCUCUUCAGCUUCCUCAUGGACUUCCUGUCCAGCUGCAUCGGCCUGAUGGAGGUGUACCGCAACACACCAGAGACGGUCAAUCUCAUCAUCGAGGUGUUCGUGGAGGUCGCCCACAAACAGAUUUGCUACCUGGGAGAGUCGAAGUCUAUGAAGCUGUACGAGGUGUGCCUGACUCUGCUGCAGGUCUACUCUAAGAACAACCUGGGCAGGAAGAGGGCUGAUGUGGCUGCUGAGGAGGACCAGUACCAGGACCUGCUGCUCAUCAUGGAGCUGCUCACCAACCUGCUCUCUAAGGAGUUCAUUGACUUCUCAGACACAGAUGAGGUGUUCCGGGGGCAGGAGCAGGGUUCGGGAGCGGCAGGUCGGUCGGUGUCGGCUGCAGACGUAGUUCUGUUUGGGGUCAACAUCAUUCUGCCUCUCAUGUCUCAGGACCUGCUCAAGUUCCCGUCUCUGUGUAACCAGUACUACAAGCUCAUCACGUUCAUCUGUGAGAUUUUUCCUGAGAAGAUCCCCCAGCUACCAGAGGAGCUGUUCAAGAGUCUCAUGUACUCCCUAGAGCUGGGCAUGACAUCCAUGAGUUCAGAGGUCAGCCAGCUGUGUCUGGAGGCUCUGUCCCCCCUGGCUGAGCAGUGUGCCAAGACCCAGGAGAAAGACACGCCUCUCUUCAUCGCUACACGCCACUUCCUCAAGUUGGUGUUUGACAUGCUGGUACUGCAGAAACACAACACAGAGAUCACAGUGGCAGCGGGAGAAGCUCUCUAUACACUAGUGUGCCUGCAUCAAGCGGAGUACAAGGAGCUGGUGGAGUCUCUGCUCGCCACCCAGCGAGACGCCGUCAUCUACCAGCGACUGGCUGACGCCUUUAACAAGCUGACAGCCAGCAGCACGCCCCCGAGCAUGGACCGCAAGCAGAAGGUGGACUUCCUCAAGAGCCUAGAGGAGUUUGUGUCCAACGUAGGUGGGCUGCUCUGUGUCAAAUAACCACUAGCCCCCAAACUCCCCUCCUCCCUAGCACCUAUUUCUAUGUCCAACCCGCUCACCGACGAUCUACCUAUCUACCUUGACCACGCCAAACCAUGAAACAGAGACCGACAGAGCUGAGGAGCUGCACUGUUAGACUGUGACAUAAAGGGGGAAGGUUGAGACACUGAAGGGAGCAGGGGUGUGGACUGGACUAUAGUGUCGUUUGGGCAGGUUUCCACGCCUGCUCCUCCCCCAUCCUCUCCUUUUUCAUCAGAGGCCCCCAGCGCACACAUACAGUGGGGGGGGGGGGAUCAGAGAGGGAUGGACUCGUCCCCUCACCCAAUAAUUUUUUGAGUUUGCCAGUGGGAGGGUUGGGAUGAACACAACAGGAGUAGGUGCCAAUCUGUUCUGAGAACGCUAUGCCUCUCCCUCUCUCCCUGCCUCUACACCCUCGCCCCCCCCAGAGUGCCUUUGAUUUCUUGUUUGUGUCGUGUGUCGACUCCUGUGUGUCCAUGUGGCCAAGCUGAGACGUGUCUUACGUACAGCAACGACUGUGCCUGUCACAUACCAAGAACACGGUGGAAGCACACACACACAGAUCUCCAUGACAACGAGAGGCUCGAUCCCGCCACCUUCGGGCUGCUGAAUCUGUUAAAUGGGAGGGCCGAUGACACAAAAAAAAACAAAUCACUUCAUGUUCAUCAAGGGUGUAUAUAUGUUUUCAAAAAAAGUGGAAAAAAUAUAUGUUUAAAACAAUGACUGAAAAGUUUUAUAAGAUAGAUGGCAGAGAAGCUGAAUUUGUAUGGUUAUGAGUUCACUUUAAGAAAGAGGGCGAAUUUGAAAACGUUUUAUUAGAUUUCUUUAUCAUUCUGGAUUGUAGUUCUAUUCUCUGCCACCCUCUGUCUCCCUAGAACCAUUUCAGUCCUGACUGCCCACAGCCAAGACACAGACAAUUAUUGGAAGGUUGGGCCCCUGAAGUUUAGCAUACUCUCUCUAGUUAUAUUUUUCUAUGUCACAGCCACUCUUUCCACUUCAAAACACACUGGAUGGAAGUUAAAGUCCCUAUAACUGAAGCAAUAAUGAACCAAAAAAGGAACAUACAGUGCCUUCAGAAAGUUCAGACCCCUUGACUUUUUCCACGUUUUGUUACGUUACAGCCUUAUUUUAAAAUGGAUAAAAUAAAACAAUUUCCUCAGCAAUCGACACACAAUACCUCAUAAUGACAAAGCGAAAACAGUAAAAAAAAAUAAAAAAACUUGCUAAUUUAUUAAAAUCUGUAAACAGAAAUACCUUGUUUACAUAGGUAUUCAGACACUUUGCUAUGAGACUCGAAAUGGAGCUCAGGUGCAUCCUGUUUCCAUUGAUCAUCCUUGAUGUUCACAACUUGAUUAGAGUCCACCUGUGGUGAAUUCAAUUGAUUGAAAAUGAUUUGGAAAGGAAACACACCUGUCUGUAUAAGGUCCCACAGUUGACAGUGCAUGUCAGAGCAGGCCGCCCGGCCAAACUGAGCAAUCGGGGAUGAAGGGCAUUGGUCAGGGAGGUGAACAAGAACCCAAUGGUCACUGACAGAGCUCUAGAGUUCAUCUGUGGAGAUGGGAGAACCUUCCACUUGGAGUUAGGUGCCAAAAGGCACCUAAAGACUCUGACCAUGAGAAACCAGAUUCUCUGGUCUGAUGAAACCAAGAUUGAACUAUUUGGCCUGAAUGCCAAGCGUACAUCUGGAGGAAACCUGGCACCAUCCCUACGGUGAAGCAUAGUGGUGGCAGCAUCAUGCUGUGGGGAUGUUUUUCAGCGGCGGAGACUGGUCAUGGUCGAGGCAAAGAUGAACAGAAAAAAUUGAGGGAUCCUUGAUGAAAACCUUCUCCAGAGUGCUCAGGACCUCAGACUGGGGCGAUGGUCGACCCUAAGCACACAGCCAAGACAACCCCGGAGUCUCUUCGGGACAAGUCUCUGAAUGUCAUUGAGUGGCCCAGCCAGAGCCUGGACUUGAACCCAAACAUCUCUUGAGAGACCUGAAAAUAGCUGUGCAGCAAUGCUCCCCAUCCAACCUGACAGAGCUUGAGAAGAUCUGCAGAGAAGAAUGGGAGAUACUCCCCAAAUGCAGGUGUGCCAAGCUUGUAGCGUCAUACCCAAGAAGACUUGAAGCUGUAAUCGCUGCCAAAGGUGCUUCAACAAAGUACUUUAUUCAGGGUCUGAAACUAAUGUAAAUGUGAUAACUUUUUUUUUGUAAAUGAGGGAAAAAAAUCUAUUAACCAGUUUUUGCUUUGUCAUUAUGGGGUAUUGUGUGUCAAUUUAUGGGGGAGGCAAUUUAAUCCAUUUUAGAAUAAGGCUGUAAUUUAACAAAAUGUGGAAAAAGUCAAGGGGUCUGAAUAAUUUCCGAAUACACUGUAACCACUUGUUUUAACCAUGCAUUUGAGACUGACUCACUGCCCUUCCUCUGUUUAGAGCACAACUGGUUAUUUGGAAUGCCUGAAUGAAUUGUAUUGAAAUGUAAAAGUGUACAUAAACGUAUUAUGUAAAAUACUUAGUUUUUCCUUUUCUGUUUACAUUGUUUUCAUUUUUGUCCGUCUCAAUUUCCUGUUAUACAGAAUAUGGAAAAAGUUCCAUAUCCGGUUUUGAUCGUGGUUGUUGAAAACAAAAUCCCAAAUAAAAAUGGUUGAAGUUAA